This is a messenger RNA of Anopheles maculipalpis, 708 nucleotides long. RefSeq names its product putative lipoyltransferase 2, mitochondrial. Lineage: Eukaryota; Metazoa; Arthropoda; Insecta; Diptera; Culicidae. The record is from RefSeq and is a predicted model, not a curated record. Gene Ontology annotation, biological process: protein lipoylation. The transcript has a single exon. Bases 1 to 708 code for a protein of 235 amino acids. Gene Ontology annotation, cellular component: mitochondrion. Gene Ontology annotation, molecular function: lipoyl(octanoyl) transferase activity.
AUGUCUCGUGUGGUGCACGUCCUGCGGGCCGGAAAGCUGCCAUACCAACGAGCACUGAAGCUGCAGCAAACGAUUGCGACCCAGUUACUACAGCAGGCUAAACACCAAACACCAUCACCCUAUAGCAACGUGCUUAUCCUAACCGAACACGAUCCCGUCUACACCAUAGGCAUUCGGACCCAGGGCUAUGACGCCAAGGAGGAAAGUCGUUUGCGUGCACUCGGAGCCGAUUUUGUCCGUACAAACCGGGGCGGAUUGAUAACUUUUCAUGGACCAGGCCAGCUGGUGGCGUAUCCCAUACUCGAUCUGAAACACUUUCAACCGAGCGUCCGCUGGUACGUUUGUCACCUCGAGCGGACCAUCAUCGAGCUGUGCGGGCGUUACGGUUUGCGGGCACAAUCGACCGCCGAUACGGGUGUCUGGAUCGAAAACCGAAAGAUCUGUGCGAUGGGUAUCCAUGCGAGCCGGUACAUUACGACGCACGGGUUAGCGCUUAAUUGUAACAUCGAUCUGAGCUGGUUCCGGCACAUCGUACCGUGCGGGUUGGUUGGGAAAUCAGUUACAUCACUGGCGGGGGAACUGAACCAACCGGAGCUCGGUGUUGUCGGUGUUACGGAAGCAUUUCUUGACUGUUUCCGGCAAUCGUUCGAGUGCGAUUUGGUACCGUUGGAUGUCGAGCGCCGAAUGGAGCUGAUGGGUGUAAUUUAG